AUGUCGGACGACGGUCAGGAGCUUGUCACCAAGCCUUUCAAGUUUGUCACUGGCACUGACGCCCGUUUCCCCAACCAGAACCAGACCAAGCACUGCUGGCAAAACUACGUCGAUUACCACAAGUGCAUUCUCGCCAAGGGUGAGGACUUUGCGCCUUGCCGCCAGUUCUGGCUGUCUUACCGAUCUCUCUGCCCCUCCGGCUGGUAUCAGCGCUGGGACGAGCAGCGCGAGGCCGGAAACUUCCCCGUCAAGCUCGACGCCUAA
Fusarium tjaetaba is the source of this 264-nucleotide messenger RNA. Its product is annotated as cytochrome c oxidase subunit 6b. Bases 1 to 264 code for a protein of 87 amino acids. NCBI's taxonomy places the organism in Eukaryota, Fungi, Ascomycota, Sordariomycetes, Hypocreales, Nectriaceae. The transcript is spliced from 4 exons. The record is from RefSeq and is a predicted model, not a curated record. Gene Ontology annotation, cellular component: respiratory chain complex IV; mitochondrion.